AUGUCCAAAGCUGCUAUUGACGUGUUGGCCGGAGUCCUGAUGGGCGUCUGCUGCCUGGUGGGGAUCCCGGGCAACGUGUGGGUAGUGGUGGUUGUUGCCCGCAGGUACCAGCCAGACAACUUCUCCCUGAAGCUGAUGCUGAGCCUGGCGGUAGCCGACCUGCUGUCGCUGCUGCUGCUGCCCAUGGAGCUCUACAACCUGAUGGCCGCCUGGGCGCUGGGGGAAGUGGCCUGCCGCCUGCUCUUCUUCCUGCUCUACUGGGGCCUACACGCCAGCGUCUUCAGCGUGGCCAUGCUGAGCAUCCAGAGAUACCUGCAGGUGCUCCACACCCAUUGUUGGACACGGCUCCAGGGCUCGGGGCAGCAGGCCCUGCUGGUGUCUAUGUGGGCCAUGGCGGCCUGCAUCUCCUCGCCCUGCCUGGUGGUCAGGGGGGUGCACAACUCCACGUGUACAUCCCGCUACCAGGACGACGUGGAGGAGGCUAUGGUGCUGGUAUGCCAGACCCUCUUCGGCUUCGUCAUCCCCUUCGCAGCCAUCGUGUCGCUGUAUACCUGCCUGCAGAGGCGCGUCACUCAGAUGGUGGUCCUCAGGACGCGUCGCACCACGCGGCUGGUGACCUACAUCGUGGUCACCUUCUCCAUCUUCUGGACGCCGAUGCACCUCUUCAACGUGCUGGCCCUGGGUGCCAUGGCCUUCCGGUCCCUUGAGCUGGAGAACGUGUGUAACAAGAGCUGGCCCUUCCUCAUGGCUCUGUGUCUGGUCAACGCCUGCCUCAACCCCUUUCUCUACGCCUUCGCCCACAAGCAGCUCCACACCACCCCAAAUACACUGCAGCCGUCCAUACACAGACCCAUGGCUAUUCCCAUACCUCGCUGA
This is a messenger RNA of Engraulis encrasicolus (European anchovy), 876 nucleotides long. Its product is annotated as leukotriene B4 receptor 1-like. NCBI's taxonomy places the organism in Eukaryota, Metazoa, Chordata, Actinopteri, Clupeiformes, Engraulidae. The record is from RefSeq and is a predicted model, not a curated record. Gene Ontology annotation, molecular function: C-C chemokine binding; C-C chemokine receptor activity. The coding region runs from base 1 to 876 and encodes 291 amino acids. The transcript has 3 exons. Gene Ontology annotation, cellular component: membrane; external side of plasma membrane. Gene Ontology annotation, biological process: G protein-coupled receptor signaling pathway; calcium-mediated signaling; immune response.